CGGGCCCCAGUUACCUAGCAACAGCAAACGAUAUAAGUGCAGAAUUCGCACGACAUUUUAAUUUACGUGUUUAUUUAAUUUUCUACAAGUUUUACAAUGCCGAAAGUUAUCAAUAAGAACCCUCACGAGGGUAUACCAUAUCACACCUUGCAUUUUGGUGACGAGCCGGGCUGCUACCAGUUACAUAGACCAUCGCAAUGCCGCCUCAAGUUCCCUAUCACCAAGAAGCCGAUUCACAAAUGCGAGCCGGAACCAAAGGAGACGGUGAUGAUCCCGCAGACAGGCAGCUUCAGGAAACUGCUCAUCCCCAAGAGGAGGCCCAACUACUACCCCGCGAUCAUGCACAAGUCUGAGUUCGAUAGGCUGAAGAAACAGGCCAAGAUAGUCUCUCAAGAAGAGCAGCUAGCAGCCAUGCACGCCCAAGAGACGGCCAUUCAGAAGGCGGCCAAAGCUUCUGAGGCCAGGAAGCAGCAGCUCAAGAAGAACCUCAAGCCGCAGCCAGGAGCUGAAACUGCCACGGGCACUGCCGACCCUGAGCUUGAGGGACCCGACCAGGCCGCUCAUACUUUGUCGAGGGCUGAGAUGCUCCGCGCGGACGACAUGCAAGGUCCACGGCUGUGCAACCGCAUCAUCCUGGCGUCCAAGUGCCACGCCAUCAGAGACGCGCAGAUCACGGAGAAGGAGCUCAUCAAGAAGGAGCUUGAUGAGGAACAGAGGAGACUGGACGCCAUAAUGGAGGAGAACCGCACCCGCGCGGUGACUCGCGGCGAGGAGGAGGAGGAGCGGCGCCAGCGCCUGCGCCUGCAGAACCUCGCCGCGCUCAAGGAGCAGAUACAGGCGCACGAGACUGCCAAGAUAAUGGAAGCGGAGCGCAUAGAGGAGGAGAGCAUCCGCGUGAACCAGGCCAACAUCGCCAUGCAGAUCGACGAGGCGCAGAAACUCAAGGAGAAACACCAGAGGCAGCACAAGCUUAAAGAGAUGCUGGAUCAGGGUAACGCGGAACUCCUGUACUACAAACAACUACAAAACGAGGAGGAACGCAUCAUGGACCUGCGCAUCGCCAACUUCCUCCGACAGAAGCAGGAGAGAGAGAGCAAGAACAGAGAGGAGGCAGAAGCCGUGAAAGCUGCCAAACAGAAGGGGAUCGAUCACAUCUCUAAGGCUCAGAAGGCUGAACAAGAGCUGAAAGAGGAAUUAGAACGCAUCCGCAACCUGAAGAUCCAGGAGGACGUGGAGCGCGAGUACCGGCGCCGCGAGCGAGACGCCGCCAUCAAGCGCAACCGCGAGAUGAAGCAGCUGCACGAGGCCAGGGUGCAGCAGAUCAACGAUAUCCACCGUCUGAUAGCUCGCGAGAUCGCUAAGGACGAGCAGAGCUUCAACAACGCGGCAAGACAGAACGAGGAGUACAUACGCAAGGAGAAGGAGCUGGAUGACAAACGAAAGGCACGCAUUGAGCAACAUCGUCAGGCCAUCAUGAAGCAGAUCAACGACAAGGAACGCGCCAGAGCUGAUCUCCGAGAGAAGAUCCACAACGAAGGAGUGGCGCUGCGCAUGGAGCAGGAACAACAGGAGAAAUACGAGAAAGCUAUCAUCAAGGAGAAGGUGGCCGAGAUGAGGACCCAGAAGGUAGCGGAGAAGUAUGUGAAGGAAGUGGAACAGACACUCACCAAGCACGGGUAUAACCAGUAACGUAGGGUCUUGUAGGUAAAUGUGUUGAGUGACUGUAUUUUUUUAACUAAUUCUGGAUUAAGAUAAGAGAUUUUGCGUGGGUUUUUUGUCCCCCAAAUGGUGUGACAAUUGUUUCACUCACCUGAUAAACAUUUUUUUUUCUUGUAAGAUGCGACAGGUUUUAAAUUCAUUCAAUUGAUUAAUUUAGAACGCGUAACAAAGAAAUUUCCUUUCACAAUUAAUCACCUGCUUACUGUGAUAUUGAAAAUGUAAAAUAUCCAUCGAGUGUCAUAUGAAAACGAAUAAUAUGUAACGCUCGUAAAACUAUAACAUUUUCUUUAUAUAAUUUGAGCAGGAUAUUGAUUAUUUUAAUUGAAAACUAGUUUUUGUUCUCUAUUACAAUUUUCAAGCUAUUUUUUUGUCGUAAUACAAAGCUAGGUGCACGGAUCCAAAAAACUAUGAAUAUUUACCUCAAUCAUGAUUUAUUUUAGUAUAAAGUAACUUGUGUUCACCAGUUGUAAGCUUAGGUUAGUGAUUUGAGAAAAUCUUAUUUGUGGAAAUACUUUUGAAACAAAGAUAUAAUAAUUUGUGUGGUGUGACUGUAAUGAUUUUAAAUUGUAUUAUUUA
Messenger RNA from Helicoverpa zea (corn earworm), 2295 nucleotides. RefSeq names its product cilia- and flagella-associated protein 45. Lineage: Eukaryota; Metazoa; Arthropoda; Insecta; Lepidoptera; Noctuidae. The transcript is spliced from 12 exons. Bases 97 to 1689 code for a protein of 530 amino acids. The record is from RefSeq and is a predicted model, not a curated record.